This is a messenger RNA of Amoebophrya sp. A25, 1158 nucleotides long. The record is from the annotation of a GenBank genome assembly. Lineage: Eukaryota; Dinophyceae; Syndiniales; Amoebophryaceae.
CUCAUCUUCUGUUAGAAUUUUUCCCGACGUCUACAGGUUUUCGUUUCAGGCGGAAAAGCUAGAAGCUAAAAUUACGAGGGUACCAGUUCUCGUACGCUAAACGAAGUUUUUUAGCACAAGAAAUAACAAAAAUAAGAGCACUAUGUCAAAAACAACUAGCACGACAAGACCUACUAACUUGUACUUCUAGAGAGAAGCAAGAAAAAUGAUCUCUGUCGCUCGCAACCGUUUGAACCAGGAACUUCGUGAGCUGAAGAAGGACAAAGAUCCAGACAUAAGCUUGCGCCCAGACGAGAAUACCUCAGAAAUAUGGCACGGUCACGUCAUAGGUCCUAAGGAAACGCCUUUUGCGGAUGGCCGAUUCCGACUGAGGAUACAGAUUCCGCCAUCGUAUCCCCUCGCCGCGCCCAAAAUAUGGUUCAAGACGAAAAUCUUUCAUCCUAACUUAUGGCCCAUGAUCUUUGUAAGUAAUUAGCAGUACUUGCUUUCCUCAGGAGACAGGUUCUAGUAAAGGGAACCAAAAGGAAAAGGCUUUACUUUUGUAUGGUUCUGGUAUUUGGUAACCUGAAUUUGAUCAUAAGGGUUCUCUUCUUGUUUUCCCUUAUGAUCAAACUUCUCAGGUUACCAAAUACCGGAACCAUUCAACUUUAGCCCUAGGUCUAUUAGGAUGUCCUUUCUCACACGCUGUUGCUGGAUUCAUUGAGGAAACACCAUUUCGACUGUCUAAUCAACGUCCAUUUCGACUCGGGAGAACUGUGUCUUGACAUUUUGAAGACCGAUUGGUCACCAGUCUGGUCUCUACGAACUGUGAUGCGCGCAAUAAUAGCACUUUUAGCAGAACCGAACGCGGACUCGCCGCUCAAUUGCGAUGCGGGAAAUUUGCUGAGAGCAAACGACGUUUUGGGGUUUAACACAUUAGCGAGGAUGUACACAGUGGAGCACGCAAUAAAUGGGGUGGGGAAUGAAGAAGAUGAAGACGGAGAGGGUGGUGAAUAGUACAUAGUAAGCAGUUUCGACUCGUUGGUCAGGUUGAUGGUCACGCUUUCUCCUGUCGAACUCAAAUAGCCCAGUCCUGCUACGGAGUAACCCUCUGAUUCCAAGACCAUCCGCUGACACGGCCAGUUCGCCUUCCCUACUGCCAUGUUAAACAGGAACGAU